Molecule: messenger RNA, 1053 nt
Organism: Eremothecium gossypii ATCC 10895
Lineage: Eukaryota; Fungi; Ascomycota; Saccharomycetes; Saccharomycetales; Saccharomycetaceae
Gene: SPS4
Product: Sps4p
Exons: 1
Coding region: 1-1053 (350 amino acids)
Source: RefSeq, marked provisional
AUGUCCAGACUAUUUCAUAAGAAAGAGCGCCACGAUGAUGUGGUGGAGGCUGCGGCCGCUGUCGGUGAGGUAGUGGCUGACGGCAACGAGGGUGAAAUGGUGACUGUUGAUCUACCAGCAGAGCGCAGUGGGUGCAAAACGUUGACACAUAUUGGGACAUAUCCUCUAGUGCAACAAACCAAGGAUAUCUUGGAACACCUUCCACCUGCCCGUAUUCUAGCCGCCAACACAAAGCCAAUUGUGGUAUCUGUCGUCCAUUCUAAGCCAGUGGCCAUUGUACGGCCUGUGGUCAAUAUCGCAGACUCCGUAUUCGACAAGACAUUGAGCGUCACGGAGAAGGUAGUACCUUCUUUGAAGACCAAGACAUAUCAGAGGUUGGGCGAGGAGAUCAUGUUGCCAUACACACUCACAAAGACGGUAAUUGUCAAGACCACGAAUGGGACUGUCAGCAUCGCCAACAACUUUGUCUACGAGCCAGCACAUGAGAAUAUCCUCAAGUUCCGCAGGUACUACAACCAGAGGUUGAUCGACACACACGGAAAACCACUAAUCCGGGGCUCAUUGGACUUUGUCGUCGGGCCCGCAAACAGACAGUAUGAGAGGCUCAUCACUCGCGUGCUACCAGAGGGGAAAGAGGUACCAGUUAACGGUUUCAGCAAUGAGGUCGACAGAAGCGUCGCUUUGACAUUCAACUUGGUAUCUCGCCUGAUUCCAGCAGCAGCGAAGAAGACCUCCCGUAUCAUCUGGAGCCCCUGGAAUUAUGCCAAACAUGUGAAUGACGUCUUUAACGAGAACCUAGACAAACAGGAGGACCUAUAUUGGGCUCACUCUUGGGACGCUACCAAGAACGCCAUCACCGAAUUGAACGCAGAAACCAUUGGGCACGUCAAACAGAUUAUCCCAGGCGUCCGCAAGGCCAACAGGGCCCCAGCGCAGAAUCCUAUCCCUGUCCAGCAAGAGGUUCCAAAACCCGCUGAGCCAGUAGAGGCGCCAUCUGAACCCCCACUAGAACAACAACAGCCCCAGGUUGUGCAGGAAGCUGUUGUAGCAUGA